Molecule: messenger RNA, 180 nt
Organism: Plasmopara halstedii
Lineage: Eukaryota; Oomycota; Peronosporomycetes; Peronosporales; Peronosporaceae
Exons: 2
Coding region: 1-180 (59 amino acids)
Source: RefSeq, a predicted model, not a curated record
AUGGCAAAGAAUUUGUCUAGCUCCCCUUCUGGUAGCAGGAGAAUAAAUUUCCCCACGAAAUUCUUGUUCACUUACUUUACGGGUAACAGCCACCUGUCUGCGCUGGGUGUUGCUCUAAAGACCACAGCCGCUCUGUAUCGGCUUCAUGAAACUUCACCCUUGGAGACGGCGCCUAGCUAG